UAGAAGAAGGAAAUUACAACGAAAGGAAAGCCUCCAUAACCUUGUGUAUAAAUAAGUUGAGAUAGUCUCCUCUUUUGACCAUUCAAGUAGAGAAGGAGAGUCAUAGUAUUCAUAUCUAAACUCAAUGAAGCUAUUUCUGGUGAUCACCCUUUUAAUUCUCUCCACUCUCCUUUAUGAAGCUCAAGGAAUAAAUAGAAAACUUAUGACAGAAACCAUCUCCACUAGUACUACAACAAGUGCUAGCACAAUCACUUACAAGAAGCACAACAAUGAAGAAAACAAAGGUCAUGACCUGAAAUUGGGAAACAAAUCUACCGAAGAUAAUCUUGCUGUUAAUUUAUCAUCAAAACACUUGAAAUACGGAAAGACCGAAGCCAACCCACCAGGCUAUGCAGAUAUUGUAGACUUAGCUGGGAUGGAUUAUUCUCCAGCUAGGAGAAAACCUCCGAUACACAAUUAAGGUUACAAAAAAUGAAUAAAUUUCAGUGUUUUUUUUGGAAGUCUAUGUAACGAAAUAUGAAGGUAGAUCAACCAAGUUUCGAGAAGACGUCAAGGAACAAAGGCAACAUUCUUCAUAUUUGAGUAAUUUGUUCAUAACUGAAUAAUAUCCUUUUAAUUUGUGAUAGGUAAAUUAGGUAUUUACGAUUAGGAAGAAAAGGUUAUGUACAUAUUACUUUAUGUUAUUAUCAUAUAGAAUUAGUUUUAGAUUAAUGCUUAUUAAUAUUUUAUAUGUUUAGAACCAUAAGCCCUUCGUGAGCUUUGUAGGCUUUUUGUGAUAAAUCUGUGAAGAUAUUAAAUAAGGUGAAAUGGAAAUAAAGUGAUUAUUUAAUAUUA
Lactuca sativa (garden lettuce) is the source of this 834-nucleotide messenger RNA. RefSeq lists its product as uncharacterized. Lineage: Eukaryota; Viridiplantae; Streptophyta; Magnoliopsida; Asterales; Asteraceae. The record is from RefSeq and is a predicted model, not a curated record.